CAAAAGAAUACUUCGUUCUGUUAUCAAAGUGCCCUAGCCUUCAAUUAUCCUGCUGUUGUUUAAUUUAUAGUAAUGCUCCAUAACGAUGUCUACGGCCUCUAAGGUUGUUCUGGGGUUAUCGAUAGUACUAACUAUUAGCACUGUUGCGGGCGUUCAUAUCAAGCAGAGCUGGGACAGACAGAGGCUGCACGAGGGCGUACUGCGGGAUCUGGAGCGUGUGGAGCGCAAGCGUGAGAACCUGCGCUUGCUCGAGGAGCAGAUCCAGCUGACCAGAGAGCUUGUGACCGAACGAGACAGACGAGAGGCUGAAGUGGCGAGAACAGACAAUUCAUAA
Messenger RNA from Xyrauchen texanus (razorback sucker), 334 nucleotides. RefSeq names its product protein PET117 homolog, mitochondrial (gene pet117). NCBI's taxonomy places the organism in Eukaryota, Metazoa, Chordata, Actinopteri, Cypriniformes, Catostomidae. Gene Ontology annotation, cellular component: mitochondrion. The coding region runs from base 86 to 334 and encodes 82 amino acids. The record is from RefSeq and is a predicted model, not a curated record. Gene Ontology annotation, biological process: mitochondrial respiratory chain complex IV assembly. The transcript is spliced from 2 exons.